Molecule: messenger RNA, 1249 nt
Organism: Entelurus aequoreus (snake pipefish)
Lineage: Eukaryota; Metazoa; Chordata; Actinopteri; Syngnathiformes; Syngnathidae
Gene: sh3bgrl
Product: SH3 domain binding glutamate-rich protein like
Exons: 4
Coding region: 166-513 (115 amino acids)
Cellular component (GO): cytoplasm
Source: RefSeq, a predicted model, not a curated record
ACAGAGGAGGAGUAUUUGCACACACACGCACAUACACACACACACACGCAGUCUGCCUGCAACACAGGAAUCAAACCCGAGGACUUUGUCGUUUUUUUGUGCAACAAUUAAUCCAAUCCUGCAGAGCAUUUGCGAGGAGCCAGAGAAAAGCACCCGGGACUGACCAUGGUGAUCAAAGUGUACAUAGCCUCAUCCUCCGGGUCCACUUCGAUUAAAAAGCAGCAGCAGGACGUGAUGGGCUUCCUGAGAGCCAAUAAGAUCGAGUUUGAGGAGUGUGACAUCGCCGCCAACGAGGCUAACCGGAAAUGGAUGAGAGAGAACGUUCCGGAGGAGUCGCGUCCGGCCACGGGGAACCCUCUCCCUCCACAAAUGUUCAAUGAGAACAAAUAUUGCGGGAACUACGAGGCCUUCUUUGAUGCCAGAGAGGAUAAUGCUGUAUAUGCAUUUUUAGGCCUGACUGCUCCUCCGGGGUCAAAGGAAGCAGAAGCUCUGCUAAAGAAAGCACAGCAGUAAAGUUUCACCAUUUUUUUUAUUUUUUAUUUUUUUCAACCGGACCUAACCUAACCUGGAAUAAAUACAGAAAAAAAUAAACAAAUUGACUGUUUAGCUUCAUGAUUUUCUUUUGUCAGCUGUGCCUUGUCGGUGACUGACGGUGCAAAAAUGAAAAGGAAAAAAAAUAAGAACCGAACAUCCUAGUUAUCCAGACAGCGCAACGCUUCCUCAUAAUAACCUCAGCCUGCUAAGCUAUUGGUCCAGUAACAACAAACAUUUAGCAUGAAAGAAGUGAUAAGAUGUGCAAUGUAGCCUCUGUCAAGACCACCUAAUGUAGUCCCCAUGGUCCCUUCUUUAUCAACAACAACAAUGUAUUCGAUUAAACGAGAUUCUUUGGAACAUUGAUUAUUAAAGGGUGCUAAAUCAUAUUCAUUAUAUCAAAGUUAGAAGUUGUGCUCCCGUCAGUUUUGUUCUUAGCAAAAGUGCAGCAUUUUCUGUAAAGAGCACCAAAAUCCCACAACUUUACGUUUUUUUAAUGUGUUCUUCUUUCAAGCUGUCUUGAUUCUGUUUUAAAUAGCAGCCUUUUUCUACUAGAGGAUCGGUGUGAAACAAUGAGACUGUUGUUAUUUGUUGUUUUUUGUUGAGUGCAAACUAUGUUUUGUUUCGUAAGCCUCCUGUUUUAUAUUUUGUUCUUACAAAACCAGUCUUAAUGGGAAUAAUUAGUUGUUUUCCCUACAACAAAAUAAAAAUCCUGAAA